CAGGAGGAACGAAGGGUAUAAGGGGUUCAAUGGGGACGGAAAAUGGGGAGUCUUGAUGUUUCUAUCUGGCUACACUAGGCAGAGUAAGGUAUCGUACAAAAGAGAUCGGUCUCAAAGCCGGAGUUGAAGUCUGCAGUGCGACUCGCAGCGGUAAUCCUCCAAGGUGCCUGCCUUCAUGCGGGCAGAGUCAAAGGUGUGGUAGCACUGCUGCUGCCGUCCAGUUAUCGUGGAUGUUCCCCGCCCUCGGCUGGAGCCUAUCGUACAUGUACAGGUAUAAGAACAGAUCCAAUGCUCAUCGAGCCCAGUCGCCAGUCCUCUUCACAUCUCAGCUCCCCCGUCCCUGUCUUCAUCAUCACCGGGCCAAAUUAACCCAAUAUGUCGUCCAAUCAGCAACCGCCUUCAACCUCACCAGCGCAGCAAGUCGAAGAACCAACCUCCAACCCCACCCCCCUCUCCAACAACACCCUCUUCACAACCCUCUGUCCCUCCUACGAACUCGCCUUCGCCAACAUCCCCGCCCGCGACUCCUCCCUCUCCUGGCUUCUCGCCCAACUCGCCUACCACGACACCUUCCCCCCUCACCCUCGCCCCUGGAUCCACGACGCUUUGCCUCCCCACCUCCAGCGUAAACGCAUCCUGGACAUCGGCAGCGGCACCGGCCGCCCUGUCUGCUCCGCACUGGCUGAAGCGGGCCAUUCAGUGCUGGGGAUUGAUCUGUGUCCUACCAUGGUCGAGUUCGCGAAGGGGAACGUCGCUUCGUUGUAUCCCGAUGGAAGGGCGGAGUUCGCGCAGGCAAAAGUCAUGGGGGCUAGAGGUGUGAAUCGGGAGGAGGGAGAUCCGGAGGGGUAUCAUGCCGUGACGCCGUAUUUCUCGUUGCUGGCUGGGUUUGAGACGCGAAGGGAGAUAAGAGAGGUGAUUAGGAAGGUGUACCAUUGGUUUAGAGAGGGCGGGCUGUUUGUGUUCGCUACGGUGCCGAUGGAUGUCGAGGGGGAGGUGAUUGAGUGGUUGGGAAAGCCGGUGACGGUGUCGAGUUUGAGUCGAAGCCAGGUGUUGGAGGUGGUUAGGGAGGUCGGGUUCGAGGUUGAGUGGGAGAUGACGAGGAAGUUUGCGCCGAAGGCGGUGGAGGCGGGGAUCUUGAAGCCGGAGGAGGCGGAGAAGGCCUGGGAAGAGGAGCAUUUGUUUGUUUAUGCGGUUAAGACGUGGUAUCCGGAGGAGUAG
Messenger RNA from Neurospora tetraspora, 1218 nucleotides. RefSeq names its product S-adenosyl-L-methionine-dependent methyltransferase. The record is from RefSeq and is a predicted model, not a curated record. NCBI's taxonomy places the organism in Eukaryota, Fungi, Ascomycota, Sordariomycetes, Sordariales, Sordariaceae. The transcript has 2 exons. Bases 376 to 1218 code for a protein of 280 amino acids.